GUAUGGAUUUCCCUAUAAAUCCACCUUCUUUUUUCCUAAUAUAUGAAAUUGAUAAUAACAAAGUGAUUUUUUUUUGUGUUAUCUUCUCCACCAAUUUUCGAAUUUCUGUAUAUGUAUAUGGCUUGUUUGCAGGCUGCUAUCAGUUGUUGAUUAAAAAAGGAGAUGUAGUUGUGAAUAAUCAACGAUUGUUGAACCAUCAUUUCUGGGUAACUCCAGAGGCAUAUAUAUGCAACACACCAAGGGCGUGGCACUAGUGGUAGUUGAUCGAGAGCUACGAGGUCUUACAUUCAAAUCCUAACAGACAAAAAAACAUUAGAUUAUUUUUUUCCAUGAAGAUGUAUGUCAUUUUCUGGUGAUGUUGAUAUAGCAUAAGCCCUCAUGAGAGAUAGAUGCAAUGUAAACUCUGAAUUAUAUGGAGUGCAAACUACCCGAAUUAGUUGUUUAUCUUCAAGACAGCAACCAUCAAGUUUUUAAGGACAUAUAUAUGGAAGGAGAACAAUGUUCUUUGGAAAAUUGUGAGUUGAACCACCAUAAUAUUUAUUACAUGCUCAAGUAUGAGCUUGACAACAGGGCAGAAUUAGGGAACAGAGUUUCUGAAUCGUACGAGGGUAUUGUUAAGAAGUUUGACGACUCAAAAAAUCUGUUGAUGGAAGGUAAAUCGGAUACUGAGAUUGCUGAUGCCAUUUCCUACAGCCGCGAUGUUCCAAAACAGCCGAGUUUGGACAGAGAAUUGGUUGAUCAAAAAGAAAAUCAGGAUCAAGAGCUGAAACUAGUCUCGAUGACGUCUAAGUUUGUCUCCAAGGUAGCAUGUUGUAACAAAAGUAGUAUAGCAGAUUCAAUUUCUAGAGAAGGAUCAGCAAAUACAAAGGUUGAAAACAGCACCAGUACUGGAGAUGGAGUGCCAAGAAGUUUAGCGUCAUUGUUUGCAGAUCAGAACACUGAAAAGCUUACAGAUGGUGAAGACAUGAAUCUUGUUGUCUUAGCAACAAAGCAAUGUCAUGAUAACAUCUCUAUACGCUCGAGUAGCACCAACAGCACAAAAUCUUUUGCCUUUCCUAUACUAACCUCAGAGUGGCCCGGCAGCCCUGUCAAGAUGGUGGCAGACGAUAAGAGAGAGUUUCAAAGGCGAAGUUGUCACUGGAGAACGUGCUUUGGUUGCUGCAAUUUUUGAUUUAUUUAGUUUCCGGAGUUGUAUAGCCGUUUCUUCUACUUGUCCAUCAUAUUCCCUCUUCUUGGUGUAUUAGACCAUACAUUAUACAUGUUGAAAUAUUACUGUGGACAUUUAGCAAUCAAUUGUGAUUUCAUUCAGAAAAGAUGUUUACAACUCAAA
Molecule: messenger RNA, 1330 nt
Organism: Solanum lycopersicum (tomato)
Lineage: Eukaryota; Viridiplantae; Streptophyta; Magnoliopsida; Solanales; Solanaceae
Biological process (GO): regulation of asymmetric cell division
Source: RefSeq, a predicted model, not a curated record